CUGACGUUUGCUAAAUUUGUGUUGCAACAAAUCCGGUACAAACAUAAUUAGCAAAUGACGGUAAGCAAGACAGGGACUCUGCAGUGCUCCCGAUUUCAGAUUGGGGCCGCGAAUGAUGCAUCCGUCUAGGGGAAUCUCUGAUGCUAAUUUCCUUUUAGCUUUUUUCUCCUUGCAUUUUUUAUCUUGAUUUAGGUGCUAUUAACUGUGGUAAAUACAGUGUGAGCAUUUUCACAAUGAAUUCUUUUAGCCGUAGGCACUUCCUUGUUCAGAUAAGUGGGGUGCACUGAACUGCCAGCCUGAUGAUUAUCCUCGAGAAUGGAGAUCUGAAUCCACUUCUCCGUGGAAGCCCGCUUGGCCGCUGUGCUUGUUGAAUAUCCUGGUUUCUUGGCUGGGUUCCUCCAGGAGUAAAAUGCAAAACCCCCAAAGUGCACCCAUCCAUUGAUGCAUCUCUCUCACACACACACACAUGUACGCAUGAAGCAGGCCAAAUGGGCUCCGGGAGUGGAUGUGUAGAAGCAAAAGUUAUGAAGGCUUUGGCAGAUCAGAUGAAUGUCCCCACUAGAUUCAUGGUAUGCUUGGAGAAGUACUAGAUGUUAGUUUGAGGCUGCCCACCUUCAAUGGUUUAAUGCCCUGGUGUUUUGCUGUAGAAAUCAUCGUGCCAAUAUUUGUUGGGUUCUGAACAUAACUUACCUUCAAUGGUUUAAUGCCCUGGUGUUUUGCUGUAGAAAUCAUUAUGGCAAUAUUUGUUGGGUUCUGAACAUAACUUGUGUGUGAAUUGUAGUACUUAUGUUUGGGCAUAGCAAGAUUAGCAGAUAUGGGAAUCAAGGCCAGAAUAUGUAAUAGUGUCUGUUUAUCAAAUAUGGAACCUUGUGUGCUUGGCCAGCCUGAUGAUUACACCUGUUCAUAAAGAAUGAAGUUCUAAGGUCUGAAUGCUCUUCUCAGUUCCGUUGAAGCUCGCCUAGCUUAGGUUGCUGUGGUGGAUCCUACUCCCUCCUUCCCAAAAUAAUGUACUCCCUCCGUCCACAAAUAUAAGAUGUUCUAACUUUUUGCUGAAUUGGAACAUGCAUGCACACAUGCAUAUAUAUAUAUAUAUUAUCUUCCACCAACCUGGCUAGCUGGGCUCCGAUGAGAGUGCUUGGAGACACAAAAAGUAUGAAGGCUUGCUAAUGCAUAGAAUUCUUGGUUUUGUAUUAUUCUUGGCUUUGCUAAUACAUAGAAUUCUUGCACAACUUCUUUGAAAUAGUUGCUUUUUUUCUCGUUUCACGUUGAUGUUUGCAUAUAUCUAUUGGCUUUGUCAUUGGAGCAUUCCGAUCUAGCUGCCUAUGAUUACCAUAGUGUGCAUUGUACUAAGAAUGGAGAUCUAAAUGCACUUCCUUGUUGAAGCCUGCUUGACCACUCUGGUACAUUGACAAUUCCAGGUUUUUGUAGGGUUCUGCUAGAGAUGCUCUUAACCUGCUGUUGCUGUUGCUGCUACCUCCAGCACUGGUGUUACUUUGGACGUCUAGGGGGGAGUGGGGGUGGGCGGUCCGGCUGGAGAUGCUCUUAAUUUCCUUUGACUGAGCUGGCUAAGUGGACUCCAGUUAAUAUAUUUGCUUUGUCCUUUGAGCAUUCUGGUCUAGCUGCCUGAUGAUUACCACUAAGAAUGGAGAUCUAUUAAUUAGGUGCAUAGCCCAGCAUUUGGGAUUUGCUGGGAAUCGGCCAGUUGCUGCUUGUAUUAUAUACAAGUGCCUUCUUCAUUGGAGAUCAUUUGAAGUAGAGCGGACAAGUGUUUUUGAUCGGAUUAUUCAGACCAUUGGACAUGCAAUUGAGACACAGGACAAUAACGAAGUCUUAGCAUAUUGGCUCUCAAAUGCUUCAACGCUGUUGCUUUUGCUUCAGCGGACGCUGAAAGCGAGUGGAUCAACAGGAAUGGCUCCACAGCGUCGACGGUCGUCCUCUGCUACUCUUUUUGGAAGGAUGACACAGAGCUUCAGAGGGACUCCACAAGGUGUAAAUCUUGCUCUAAUAAAUGGAAGCAUGGUUAGUGGAGUAGAGACACUGAGACAAGUGGAAGCCAAGUAUCCCGCUUUACUGUUUAAACAGCAACUUACGGCAUAUGUAGAGAAGAUAUAUGGAAUGAUCCGGGAUAAUUUGAAGAAAGAGAUCUCUCCUUUGCUUGGAUUGUGCAUUCAGGCCCCAAGAACAUCAAGAGCAAGCAUGAUGAAAGGAUCUUCUCGUUCAAACACAAAUACAGCUGCACAGCAAGCUUUGAUUGCUCACUGGCAAGGGAUUGUGAAAAGCCUCGGAAAUUUCUUGAACAUACUUAAAGUGAACAAUGUUCCUCCAUUCUUGGUGCGGAAAGUAUUCACUCAGAUAUUCUCCUUCAUCAAUGUACAGCUAUUUAACAGUCUUCUAUUAAGAAGGGAGUGCUGCUCAUUCAGUAACGGCGAGUACGUAAAAGCAGGAUUAGCUGAACUUGAGCAUUGGUGCUAUAGAGCUACUGACGAGUAUGCAGGUUCAGCCUGGGAUGAGCUUAAACAUAUUAGACAAGCUAUUGGUUUCCUGGUGAUUCAUCAAAAGCCAAAGAAAACGUUGGAUGAAAUAAGUCAUGACCUCUGUCCAGUACUUAGUAUACAACAGCUAUACAGGAUCAGUACUAUGUACUGGGAUGACAAGUACGGAACACAUAGCGUGUCCCCAGAGGUCAUAUCAAACAUGAGAGUAUUGAUGACAGAAGACUCCAACAAUCCUGUAAGCAAUUCGUUUCUACUGGAUGAUGACUCAAGCAUACCGUUCUCCGUCGAUGACAUAUCCAAAUCAAUGCAGCAGAUUGACAUAUCUGACAUCGAACCGCCCCCACUCAUCCGGGAGAACUCGGGCUUUGUAUUCUUGUUGCCGCCCCCUGAAUAAAGCGUGUGUUGGCCAGAACGAAGCCUAAGGCAUGGGAUGCACUGGCCCGGACGGAUAAUUGGGCAGUCUAUGCAGAUUGAGUUUUCCUAUUUACCAGUGACCAGUGAAAUGCAACACCUGGCAUCCUUGUCUGAACUUUGGUGUUCUUUCCUGGUAGAAGCUAGGAAGUUGAUGGCAGAUGUGCAUUACCUGAGCUCACCUCAAAAGUAGUUUCACCUCAGUGCCACAGAUUCUUUAUUUUGUUGCUCUACUCAUUUCCUUCCAUUUAUUCUUCUUAAGAACAAAGUGGUGACAAUAGUUCCAUUCGGCUAGACAGAAAGUUUUAGCAGAUUCAGCUGAGAUUCGUUCAUUCCGUAGACCCUUGUGUAGUUUUAGAGCACUUUUGAGGUGAGUUUGCAAGAGCGGUGUAAUAGGAAACAUUUUCCCUUUGCUAUUCAGUCAUACACAUUAUGUGCAACCUUUGUACUAAUCCCUGUGUAUAGCAGUAUACAAAAUUGAUCUGCAGCUAAUGAUUCUUUGCUGUGUGAAUUUUAGAGCUCA
Messenger RNA from Triticum aestivum (bread wheat), 3429 nucleotides. Its product is annotated as myosin-11. The record is from RefSeq and is a predicted model, not a curated record. Lineage: Eukaryota; Viridiplantae; Streptophyta; Magnoliopsida; Poales; Poaceae. The coding region runs from base 1627 to 2889 and encodes 420 amino acids. The transcript has 12 exons. Gene Ontology annotation, biological process: actin filament organization.